Messenger RNA from Aphanomyces invadans, 2265 nucleotides. RefSeq lists its product as hypothetical. The record is from RefSeq and is a predicted model, not a curated record. NCBI's taxonomy places the organism in Eukaryota, Oomycota, Saprolegniomycetes, Saprolegniales, Verrucalvaceae. The coding region runs from base 6 to 2219 and encodes 737 amino acids. Gene Ontology annotation, cellular component: elongator holoenzyme complex. Gene Ontology annotation, molecular function: protein binding. Gene Ontology annotation, biological process: tRNA wobble uridine modification. The transcript has 8 exons.
CGUUGAUGUCGAACUCGUUGAUGGCGAUGGAGGUGGCCUUCGCGGCCGUGGGCUGUAAUAAUGCAUCCCAGUGCAUGUCCAGAGCGAUUCCUACUCGUAGUGGUGGUUCGGCAUACCGGAUUGCCUACGGGGCGUCUUCAUCCAUCGCCAUAGCUUUGUUCACACCGUCCACGCCGCCAUCCACUCCCACCAUUGUGAACAGGUUGCAUGGUCAUCGUGCGCGUAUCUCGAGCGUGUACUGGGGUAGCCAAAACGUGAACAGCGGUGAGGACAGAUCCAUUAUCCUGUCGGGUGAUGCAGCUGGUACCGUUCGAGUCCACACUGAGCUCAGCGACAACCUCUGGGUCUCGCAAGAUGUCGCCACGUGCUCGGGGUCGAUCUCUGCUGUCAAUUCGAUCUCCACUCCCAUCCACACGUUUCUGCUUGCCGCGACAUCGAUCGGGGACGUCUUCGUGUACACGCUUCAGAGCAAUGGGGCGACCACCCCCUGCUCGACCCUAACACUGGGAGAACGCCACAUUGUCGAGACCAUUGCAACCAUCGGUACGAGCGAUGGCUGCAUUCUUCUGGCUCUGGGUGGUGUCGACUUGCAAGUGCACCUCUACAAGCUCGACCAUACGGCCUCGUCCACCGACCUCGUCCACAUUGCAUCGCUGUCAGGGCACAAAGGUUGGAUCCGUGGCCUUGACUUUACAGCAAGCGGGGAGCAGUCUGUCUUGCUGGCAUCGGCAAGCCAAGACCACAAAAUUCGGUUGUGGCGCAUCACGCCUGCGUCCAUGGAGGUCUCCUUUGACGCGAUGCUGGUCGGACAUGACGACUGGGUGACGAGUGUCUUGUGGGUCGCUCCAGGUCGCUUGCUCCUGUCGUCGUCCAUGGAUAACCGCCUCAUUUUGUGGCACAUGGGCCGCGACAACCACCAGUGGACGCCGCAGCUUCGCGUCGGCGAUCUCGGUGGGUCCGGCUUGCUGGCGUGCGCUGCACCACCGUCCAGUUUAUCCGCACGAGUCGUCUCGGAGGUCGUGGCGCUCACGUUUGGUGGCCAACUGCACCGCUGGGCGACGUCGAACGCAGGGCAAGUACACUUUGCUCCCAUCGCAGGUGUGACGGGUCAUACGCGUGCUGUCGCGGAUGUCGUGUGGUCGUUGUGCGGCGAUUACUUUGUGACGCUGUCGCGGGACCAAACGGCGCGGGCAUUCGCCAAGGCUGGUGGCAGCACGUGGACCGAGAUCUCGCGCGUCCAGGUGCACGGGUAUGACUUGACAUGCGGGUGCUUUGUGGACCCGUCGCGGUUUGUCAGUGGCGCAGACGAGAAGAUCCUUCGUGUCUUUGCAGUACCGGAAGGCAUGGCCGCUCUCGUGCGGGGCGAGCCCUCGUCCGCGGGCUUUGGCAUGGUUCCCGAGUUGAGUUUGACAACGAAACCAACAACGCCCCUCCACGACCCAAUGCCCACGGACCGCUUUGUCGGAGAGCAGCUGAAUCGAUCGGUGUGGCCCGAACUCCAAAAACUCUACGGCCACGGACACGAGUUGCUGUGUGUGACGACCAAUGCGGCUCGGACGACGCUCGCGUCCGCGUGUAAGUCCCGCGACGAAAAGUUUGCCGCCGUCUGGCUAUGGGACUCGUCCAAGUCGGACAUUGUCGCCUUGCAACAACUGCCCGGCCACGCGUCGUCGGUGGUGCAAUUGGCAUUCUCACCCAACGAUCAGAAUCUCAUUUCCGUGUCCAAGGAUCGGCAUGUGUGUGUCUUUACGCUGCAGUCAGAUGGAUCGUACGCCCUCGCCUCCAAGCAAAAAGUCCACAAACGAAUCGUAUGGACAUGCGGGUGGUCGCACGACAGUCGGUUUUUCGCGACGGGAUCGCGGGACGAGACCAUGUUGGUGUGGGGCCAACUCAACUCGACGUGGCAGCCAAUGUCCGCCGCGAUGUCGUUUCCGUCGGCUGUGACGGCGCUAGCCUUCGGCACGACAAACCGCGGCGCCUCCGGCAGCUAUGUUAUCGCUGUGGGCCUCGAGUCCGGGUGCAUCCACCUCGUCACGGCGACAAUCUCGGACGAAGGGCAAUGGGCAUUCGAUAUGACUCUUGCCGGCUUCCAUGCCCACGCGGGCACUGUCACAAAGCUGGCAUGGCACCCGACGACUGCUGGGCUUCUCGUGAGCUCGAGCGAAGAUGCCAGCGUCGUCCUGUUGCAAGUGGAUGGGCUCGGUGCAUCCCUUUCGUAGCAUGAUCGAACGAUAAUCAACGGAAUAGCGCCAUGUUUACAAUCGA